Molecule: messenger RNA, 762 nt
Organism: Rotaria sordida
Lineage: Eukaryota; Metazoa; Rotifera; Eurotatoria; Philodinida; Philodinidae
Source: the annotation of a GenBank genome assembly
AUGUCGAGUACCGACGACACUAACGAACGACUUCAACUUAAAUCUUCAUAUCGAGAUGAUAAACAAGGCGAAGGUCAAUGGGGAGAUUUUACUGGUCUUGAAAGCAAAGAAAUUCGUCAUGUAUUUAUUCGAAAGGUUUAUUCAAUUCUUAUGAUUCAAUUAGCAAUUACAUUUGGUCUUAUUGCAUUAUUUCAUUUUAUACCAUCGAUUCAUACUUUCGUGCGAAGUUCGAAUGGUCAAUGGCUUUAUUUCGCAUCAUAUAUUGUUUUUGUGAUUGUUUAUCUUACAUUGAUUUGUUCGCAACGUCUAGCACGAAGGUUUCCACUUAAUUUUAUUUUCCUCGGCAUUUUGACAUUAUCAAUGGGUUAUAUGUUGGGUAUGAUUUCAGCAUAUUAUAAAGUCGAAUCAGUAUUAAUUGCUGUUGGUAUAACAACAAUUGUUUGUUUGGGUAUUACAUUAUUUUCCUUCCAAACAAAAUAUGAUUUUACAUCAUGUUUUGGAGUUUUAUUUGUUGUUACAUUGGCAUUUUUAAUUUUUGGAAUUGUUUGUAUUUUUACUUAUUCAAGAAUAAUGUAUACAAUCUAUGCUGGUCUUGGAGCUCUGAUUUUUUCAAUCUUCUUGGCUAUUGAUACACAAUUAAUUAUGGGUGGAAAACAACAUGAAAUAAGUGCUGAAGAUUAUGUUUUUGCAUCAUUGAUGCUUUAUAUUGAUGUUGUUUAUAUAUUUUUAUAUCUUCUUAUGUUGUUAGGUAUUAGAAAAUAA